CCCUGAUUGGCGAGAUUUCCCGCCAUUCGCGAAACCCGACACCACCACAAACUUGAACACGGUAACAAAGUCACUAAAUCAGUGUCCUCGUGUGGUGCACUACAAGGUUUAUUUCGUCUCUUUUCGUCUUUAAAUAUGGAGCAACUUGCCAAAAUGUUUGGCGGAGACAUUAUGACUAUUAAUAAUCCUAUGUAUCCUCUCAAAUUUGAGCGUUUUGGCGAAGCUGACAUCGCAAAAGACCCGGAAUUUCAAUCGCGUAUUGAAAGCCUUUUCAACAUGGGCAGUCCAGUGUCGUGUGAAAUGCUUGCCAUGCCAAAUGUUUAUGGAAGCAAAAGAAUAUACAAGGCCGAAGAAAAAGCACGAAAAUGUUAUGUGGCGGAAGAUCCUGUGAAUGGAGCGAAGAACGCUUUGGCUAUUUCGCCGUAUUGUCCCGAAGCAUACAAUGUCAUGGCAUUGUUUGAUGCUGAUAGCUAUCCAGAGGCGCUUGGUAAGUUUUGUUGUAUUUUAUAUUUGUUGAAUGUGUUGAAAACAUUAUUUCCAAUUAAUAUACAAUCGUUAAAUUGGGUGUAUGUUUUAAAGAAAUAAAAUAAAAUUACGGAAUUUUGACAGGGACAAAAAUAUGCAUGCAAAGUAUUUACCAUAAAAUCCGUCCAAUUUUGUUAUCUGUUGUCACCAUCAUUCAAUCCCUGUUCAUAGUAUUCCAAGAAACUGCUUUGCUUGAUUGGUGCGAGCAAACCAAGAGUUGGGAGCCCUUUGAACGUGCCCCACGAUUUUUAUACUUGUCAAGGGCCAGUCUACAGAAUGUGGCACAAGUGCACCCGAGGGGAAAUUCUCUUUCACAAAUAUAGUGCACCUGACCCCAGCUAGUGCCUGUUAGCUUGAUCCCUAAAGGUGCAAUUGGGGGUCGGUUGAGUGAGACUGUGAUGUGGGAAGACCCUAAAACAUGGAGCCGCCCAGAAAUUGAGUUGUAGGAAGACGGAGAUCAGCAGAUGUUUUAACAUUUCAUAUUUGUAGCAUUGAAAGACAGAAAGUAGAUUGAUUCUGCACUUGGUCAAUAAGAAAGUCUCAAUUGGGGCGAUUUUUACAACUUUUAAGGUGCGCACCUGAUGAUUUCAAAUCCCCCAUGCACCUCCGAAAAUAUCUGGUUUAGCGCACCUGAGAUCUUGUCGAAAUGUGCCAUGUUCUGCAAACUGGGUCAAAGGGAGAUAGCAAACUAGUGCUCAAUGGGUUAAUGGGUCAUUCCAGAAAAGAUCCAUACCCCCCCUACGGAGGAAAUCGAAAAUAACCCCCUUCCCCCCCUUCGGACAUCCUUGAAUGGUUCAUCCUCCCCCCCUCUCCGGACAUCAAAGCCCAAAAUUACCCCCCUCCCCUUCGGACAUCCACUAUUUCUAAAUUUUUCUAAAGGCUAUCUCGCCGUUUGAAAACGUCACCGAAAAUUAGACUACGUUCACACUACGCGCGAGCGAACUAAUGCGGGCAGAAUUUACGUGUGUUCACACUACCGCCAUUACAGUUUGUUUACAAAUUGAAUUAGCACUCGUGUAAACCCAAAAUCUUUCAAAUAGACCCAAGAAAUUUAACUGAAAAGCAUUCGAGUUUACACGUUUGUGUUCACACGAAGCUAUCAAGUGCUCCGGCGUUUUCACCUCGCUCCGUUUAGAAACCGUGCUCAAAUUGUUACGGCAAAAGUGACGUGAAAGUUUUCAAACGAUUUCACUCCAGCGUAGAGUGAAUUAGCGAUGGCUUUAUAUUGUGACUUUUCUACGCUGUUUUCAAGUAGCUCCGGCGUGGCGGAACACUUGGCAACUUCGUGUGACUUGCGAACACAAACACGUGGCAGGUUUUGUCGGAUAAUUUGCAGAAAUUCACUUCGAAAUUUGUUCAAGUAAAAUUCGGACUGAAAUUCCAUGUAAUUUUCGACUGAUUGACAAGUGUUGCUAUGUUUACUUACAUGUUAAUGCAUUUUUUAGUAUUGCUGCAUUCCUUAACCUCGCCCUUAAUAUGAAGGCCAUUUCUAUUGCUCACCUCGCAAGGAAGCUUUAUUGACUAUAUACUAAAACAAAUUGUUUUGAGUUCAGUUCACAUAGCAGUCUCUUAAUUCAAGCAACAGUUUAAUAACUUUUAUUUUUAACACUUGAAUAAUUCAAACUUAUAUAUACGAACGAAAACUGCAAACUAUAUAAAUAAAGCGUUUCAAUUUUCAACUCAUUCUCAACAUGCAGGAUACGCUGUUACAGCGAGUUAGUUUUUGGUGGCCAUGCAUGCAAAAGUGGGCCGCUUAUUUUGCUUACGAGUUACGUGGACGUAUAAUUAUUGCUGUUACAUAAACGUUCCGGUGUUCAAGAGCUACAUAUAGCCGAUAAAAAUUGCGUGCUCAAUGCUCAUUAUAAUCGCCGAUCACAUAGCUUUAUCACAGUCUCAAACCUUCAGACAAACAUAUCCACAUUCCUCUCCCCUCCUUCGGACAUCCUAAGACAUUUUUCCUCUCCCCCCCUUCGGACAUCCUAAGACAUUUUUCCUCCCUCCCCCUUCGGACAGCAAAAAUUUCCUCCGUGGGGGGGGGUAUGGAUAUUUUCUGGAACGAUUCUCAAUUACCAAAAUUAUUUAAUUAUUCCACAAUAGCCCACUCUGCAUAUGUGACUCAAACAAGUCUGCUUUGCCCCAUUGUAAGAAAGCAUAAUGUGUUUGUUUCUUGUGGGUACAAAAAACAGUGACUAUAUACUGCAACAGGGAUGGAUUUACUAGGGGAUGCACCCCCUGGCCAGAGGGGGUGUGCACCCCCCUAGCUCUGGCCAGAGGGGUUGCAGGGGGGUGCUAUUUUUCAUGACAUAGCAAAAAGGUAUUAGAGACAAAAUGAGAUACAGUAAUUUGAGUAAUAACAUGAUGAUAAGCAAACUGUGAACAACAAUUACAAUUCAAAUACAGUAGUCAAGCAAGACUUUGCAGUAGUGAAGCAAGUUGAUAGGUUGGGCGGCACACAUGACCAACACAACUCAGCACCAGAUCAUGCUGGAUCCAUCCCUAUACUGUAAAUAAAGAGAUGAUGGUAUUUUGCUACAAUAAAAUUCUUUCAUUAAGAUUAGUAUACUGCAUCCAUAAUUGAUUAGUGGCAAUUAAAAACACAAUAUAAGAUUGUUGUGUUUGGUUCACAGUACUGUACUGUAGUUUGAAUAAGAAAAUAAAGAUUUUGUUGGCAUCUUACUCGUUUGAAUACUAGUUGAAGGGUAUUGUAGUGCUGCACCGGAAUCGCAGGGUCACAGGUUCGAUUCCUGCCAGGGACGUAAAGUUGCAUUUUUCGCAGCUGUUCCUGGUUAGCUCUAUUAAAUAUAACUAUAUAAAUUUCAAUCUACAAUACCCUUCAACCUGAAUAUGAAUAUGCUCUAUCUGAGAUUGUGAGUAAAACAUUUAUUAGUGAGUGAAAUAAUUAUAUAACAUAUUUAAGUAAUUGCUCAGGUUUGGUUUUAGACUCCUUUGCAGUUGCAGUUAGUGUCAUCAAUAGCUUGAUUUUUGAGCAAUGAAAAUUCCUAGUGCAGUUUGCUAUUAUCAGAGGUAGAUUUUACCAUGGCAUCAUCAAAACCUACAAGCAGGGGUGCCGGAGCCACGGGGGCAACUGCCCCCAUUGCCCAAACAGUGCAGGGGCAGCACGGGGGCAACAGGUUGCCCUUUAUACCGGAACUGCCCUUCGAAAUUUGUGCGCUGUUCACAGGAAUUGGAAUUUAUAACUAUUUUAAAGCAAUAUUUAAGCAAUCUUUGCUUAAUUUUUAAGCAGUUGCAGUAAAAUUAUUGCUAAAUCUAGCAAUAUAUGUCCGUUUACUGAUUUUAUUUUGCACCAUUAGCACGGUGCAACAAACAAAAUUGUUGAAAAUUAAUGUCAAAGUUUCCGACCCAUAAUAGCCACAAGUAAUCGAGUAUCCGUACAGUAAAGUUUAAACAAAUAUUGCCGUUCUGAAAAAUGAUGUCUGAGAAGCAAAUGUCCUUUCGAAAUGGCUGCCCCCGCUGCUUCACAUUGCUUCCGGCGCCCCUGCCUACAAGCACCAUCUGCAGGCACAUUUUGAACUUGUGCAGGCAUAUUCUUACUUUCUAACAAAUAUUUAGCUCACAGAACAUAAAAAUAAGAUGCAUUUUUGCAGGCAUACAGUAUAUGUUCAAUUUAUGAAUUUUGCUUGAUUGUCUGAGCCCUGGUUCCAAUUUCCACCUCCCUGGGUGUGGUACGGUACAAAUGUCCUAUGUGUGGAGGCAUCCUUUCUGGAAUGACCCAUUCAACAAUCUAGUAAUAAAUAUUGUUGCAGCAUCUUGUAUACCAAGUAUUCAUAUGCAUUCAAUAAAAAGCAUAUCCGCCCCACAAAUAGCGUGAACAAUACCUAUCAAACUGUGCAAUGACAUCAUUUCCAAUUCUCUAUGUUCUUCCUUUGCCGAGGUGAUUUUCUUUGGGAAGAAUUCACAAUACGUCGUAACUGCAUACAUACUGAUUAGUAGCAACUGUACCCUGGUAGGGUGAGGCGGUUAAUCAAUAAACCGGAAAAAAACCCGAUUCAACUGAUGUUGUUCUCGCCUUCUAGGGAAAAGGGGGGGGGGGGCAAAAAAACGGGGGGAAUGGGGAAACCUGUUUGAAACUCAGUAAUAUUGAAACAAAAUGUCAGACAGAAUGUCAAAAAAAAAAUUCCAGUUUUUACCCUGAAUUGCCACACCCUACACCCUGGUUGUUUUUUCCAGUCCCCUAUCAUCAAGGACCUCCAGCAGGAAGGUGAUCACCUCAACAUGCGGUAAUUUUAAAAAUUGAGGGGUAGAAUGAUUCUCUUGAAAAACUUCCUAGAUUAAUUGAAUUUUGUUGAUUGGUAAAGUACAUGUAUCCCAUCCUUUGCACCAAGUUUGCUUGAAGUUGUCACUUACAGUUGAUAACCAUCAAAUGCAGAGGAUGUCGGGCAGAUGGAUCUAGAACUGGUAUCCGAAGAUAGUUAUCCCUUCUCCAAUUCGCCAUAAUAAAAAAGAUGUCGGCAUGUCGAUCUACCUACAAUCCUUUGCGUGCAGCAAGCAUAAAUCCGCAAAAAAGAGUGACAAGAAAAACAGACAAUGACAUGAAACUUUAACAGAUAGGAAUAACUGACGUCUUGUCUUUUGUGUGUUAUUUAAAAAAACGUUUAACUGUUGUUUUAAAUCAUUUCCGACUGCAAUGCAUUGUGGGUAGAUCGACAGCCGCCAUCUUUUUUAUUAAGGCGAAUUGCAAACUAAUGAAAUUUCUUGUGGUGAAGUUUCAUGGUUUAUCGGCCAUCUCCCAGUAGGGUUGAAGUUUACGUGCAAGUUUGACAAAAUCUUUUGCUUUACUCAUGCCACUAAAGUGUUCUCUCUCCACUUUGCUGGUUGAUCGUAUUACUGGCCAUUACAUUGUUUUCAUCUAAAUGUUACUCUUUGGUUUGUUUACGCAAAAAUUACACUUCACCUGUAUCGUGUUCCGCAUCUCAAAAAUGGGAUCUCUUGGGAGAGGGCAAGAAUUAAACCGGUACCACUGUCCUUUUGUACCUCCGUCUAGCAAGCUGUUUCCAACCAAAUUUCAAACUUGAAACAGUUCAAUGUCCUUCCAGAUCUUUAACCGUUUCCAUGAAUUUCCUGCCGAGUGCUUGUACAUAUCAUGUGGUGAAUUUGAGCUGUCGAUUCUCAUAGUGAGAACAAUACCACAGAAUUUCAGAAUAAGGAGCUGCAGUGAUCUUAGUGGUGUCACUAUGAAGAAGGCAAUGGCUCUGGCCCAAUGUAAUACUUCUGAAUUGACCCGCGACCUUCGCAUUUCUAGAACGACGCUCUACCUUCUGAGCUACAAGGCCAAGUUGGGAACGAUCUUAUUUUUUGUGAUGGUAAUGACAUGAACGAAUUUCUUCUUUUUCAUGCCUGGUGCCAGCUAUUAAUCCAGCGAAUGUUGUAUGUGUUGUUUUUUUCUGAGAUUCUACUCGUGAUGUAAUGUAUAGGUGUUUUGAUCUUACGAGGCCAAGUUGGGAACGAUGUUAUUUUUCCAGCGACAUUGAGCCGGGCAAUGAUGUUAUUUUUCCACGAGUAUGAGCCGGGCAAGCAGAAAAUUAAUUCUACUUGACCACGGCCCAACUUGGCCUUGUAGCUCAGAAGGUAGGGCGUCGUCCUAGAAAUGCGAAGGUCGCGGGUUCGAUUCCCAGCCGUGGUUAAGUAGAAUUAAUUUUCUGCUUUCCCGGCUCAUACUCGUAAGAAGAUAAAACACCUAUACAUUAUACAGCCAAUUCAAAAAAGGUUGUCCUUUGCAAACCUUAAACUUGUGAAUGAAUUGUUCUCGUUAAGGAGAUAUAGGCAAUUCCAGCUUUUAGUUUAUGCCUGCAGGGGAUGAUGGGAAGUAAGGUAUCAUAUUGCUGAUUUGCUGAAAAAUGUCAAUAAAAACUACCGAAACAACCGAAAUAUUUCAAUAUUUACAAGUAUAAGCUAGGGACCGGUCAUUAUUUAUGGUGAGGGGUGGCACCGAAGAGAAAUGUUUUUCGUAGCAAAAAUUUUGCUGACCCAACCAUUAAAAAGUCAAAAAUUUGAUUACCCAACCUCAAAUAUCAAGUAAAAAAUAAAUACCCACCCCUGGCCAAAAUUAAACUUUACAAAAGAUUACCAUUCAGUUGUCACAUAUGUCCUUUACCCGAUUUCUGUGACACUGAGGAGUUUGAUAACUGCUUGUGAAAUUUGCUGCAGUCUAAUGUAUCAUGUUGUCUGCACAUGUGCUUUCUUUGAAGACACCAUUUGUCUUCUAACAAAUUGGAAAAUGAUCAAGACAGUGACUGAUUGAUUCACAUAUUGUAUUGACAUAUGACUAUAGCUUUUUAUUACCCAACCCUUGAGUUGUUUUGUUUUUCAUUUACCCAACCUUUUACUUACUCAAAAUUUAGUUUACCCAACCAUUUUCUCUUCGGUGCCACCCCCCGCCAUAAAUAAUGACCGGUCCCCUAUCACUCCGUAUUUACACGGCCACCAUUUUUAUUUUUUCAGCAUAAUCAGCAAUAUGAUACCCUACUUCCCAUCGUUCCCUGCACGCAUAAACUAAAAGCUGGAAUUGCCUAUUGAACAUGUCUGUAAGAAAUGGGCCCCAUAUAUGAUUUAUAGACUGAUUGAAUGAUGCUCUCAUUGUGCUUUGCCCGCAUAGAAUUUAAGGUUUCCAAAUUCCAGCUGCGGAAAACUCUGUAAGCAAAUUUGCAUGGAAUUUAAGCCAAAACGUUUUACAAACCGAGAUUUGCAGCUGGCAACUGAUGAGAUUAGGGUUGUAAAUUUAUUUUGUUUUCUCCAUAGAAUUUUACAACAAAGCUGUUGAAAUUGCACCCAUGAUCAGCCCAGAUUUUGCUUCAGAUGUUGCAGAAGGAAGAUGCUGGAGUAACAACCAUCUACGAAGUUACUUCAGAGCUGUGCAUGGUCAGGCAAAUACUUUGCGUAAAAUGGGGCGCUACAAGGAAGCUUUGGAGAAAUAUCUACUGCUCGAGAAACUGGAUCCCAACUUCCACAGGUAUGAACUAAUAAGUGUUUGGCACUUUUCACAAUUACAUUUAUAGUAUAUCGUCAUUUGCAAUUUGAGGAUGAACACGCAGUCGCAUGAACAGAUAAAAACAUUGUUUAUUAACAGGUAAAAACGCCGUUUACGUGAUACCGCUUUGCCGGGCAGGAUAAUGUUGACGUAUUGAAAUAUGUUUUUGAUUCAGCAAAACUGCAUUAUUUUCCUAGUGAUGGAUUACAGUACUAGAGUUGUAAACGAAAGGUUGUUCUAGUGGCAUAAUCUUCUUGAACUAAGAGAUCUCGCCAAUAUUUCAGUCCCUUUAAUCGGCGUUUGAACUUUCAUUUAAGCCCAGUGACUUGUUUGAAUACGUCAAAAUUGUCCCGCCUUUUGUCCAGUUCCGGCAUACCAAACAGCCCUUAAGUUAUGCUCACAUUUCAUAUUCACGUGAAGCACGAUUGGUUUAUCAGAUUAAAUCUGUCAACAUGAAAGUUUCAUGUGGGAAUAAAUAAUAGUUUAUAUAUCUGCGACUUUUUAUCCUUAUUUGCAAACUACGGUAUAUUGGGUAUAAUUAUUUUCGAUAGGCUAGCUUUAAUAGACGAUAAAACUGCGGGUUAUACCAGACAAUUUCACAUAGUCGGACUACUGUUAUAUAGUUCGAUAUUAUUUUCUAUAAAAUAGUCAGCGUGUGUCAGGAUUUUGAUCUUCCAUAGAAUCUCCCAAAUUUACCGCUGUAUUCUAAUCUUCUAUAAAAAUGCUUUCUUAGUACAUUUUAGUAUUUCCAAGCUACUUGAAAGGUAUUCAUUUCUCCAAUAUAGUUGGUCAUCGUAUGCCAACUGGCGUUUUCAUGUUCUCGAAGUAUACAUGAAGCUUGGUGAUGACAGAGGAGCUCUUGCAUUUGCUUCGAAGAAAUCGAAUCAACAAGCAUUUGGUCUUUCAUCCUCUGCAAGUGCUUGGCUGUGGAGCGCUGCAUUGCUUGAUUUCAGGUACAAGCGUCAGCGAGGCUUUGCGAAGGAAUACUACGAACAUGUUCAUCAACUUGGCUCAGUUUUCCCUCCUCCUGGUGCAAUAAUGAGUGCUUCUCAAGCAUCCCAUCAUGUCCUUAGUUUCCUCAUUGGUGAACGCAAGUUGCCAAACUGUAAAAUUCCGUUCGUUAUGAGAUCCGAGAGCUCGUUAAGCAAUGCAGCCGUGUAUUGUACGUCCAACCUUGAAUUAUGGAGGGGAACGCCAGGAGCUAUUGAGUGGGCAGCAAAGAACUGUCACACACAUUACUGCUUUCUGCUACUGAGAAAAGAGAAAGAGAUCCUUGAUUUCCUAAAGUUCGAGCAGACGCUGUCAAAGUUCAAGUCGUUUGUGGAGAAAGGUAUUUUUCUCGAUAGUUCACUGCCAGGUUUUGAAGGUGGGCUGGUUACUGAAGCUGUGAAAGCCAACAUGAUUGAUCAACUUGAAGUUUUGUUGAAAGCUGGAGCGAAAGCCGUGGUACGUCAUGGAAAUUGUGUUCCUCAAGCACUACAUAUGGCUUGCUAUUAUGAUCACAAUCCAAAGAUUAUUAAACUCCUGUGUAAAUAUGGUAAGCCAGUCACUAUGAUUUUACUAUUAUCAUGGGUAGAUACUUCGUCGUUUUGUAGAAUUGUUAGAAACCAUAAAAUUUGCUGGUAACUUUAAAGUGUCAAAUGGGUUGCUAAUGCAAAAUAUUUAUACUGUAGGGUCAUUAUAAGCCUGUGACAAAUGUAUUUUUGUGGAAAACACCAUUUUUGUUUUUGUCUGGCAAGGCUUUCUAUCCGGAAGUCUGGAUCUUCAUUAGUGUUAAAAUUAACUCAAAUUUGUACAGAAAUAGCACUGUCUUCCCAUAUAUUAUCGUAAGAUUCAGUGGGUACCAUUUCCAUCUCGAACUUAGCAUGAGCUCCUGUUUUGCACAUUAAAAAAUAUUACUUUAUUUCAUUCAGGUGCUGACCCGUCUGCUAAAUACGGUCUUCAUUAUUGUGCUAUUGAGAUGGCAGCUGAACAAGGAGCAUUCCGAGCACUGCGAGCUGCAAUCAACAGCUUACCAGAAGAGCCUGCGAGAAAGAAGGAAGACCUGAUGAAUGAUAUUCUCUUCGUUUUGUUUAGUACUUCUUGUUAUGAAUGUAUCAUGGGUACUGGUGUUAAGUGUCAACGUUGUGUACACGAUUCCAUUGGCCACGCCAAAGAUGCAUCAUUCACUGCUUGCGUUGAUGUUGUCAUGGAAACUGGCCAUGUUCCCUCCAGGAAGUACCUCAUCCGCUUACACCAGUGUAGCACCUUCAAGCAAGAGUUAUUUGACUACAUCCUUAAGAAAACUAUCAAGGUUUCACCAUCGCUGAAAGAACUGAAUGAUAUCACAUCCGAAGAAGCUUGGAGAAACAUGUGCAGUGUUUGUGGCGAAGAAGACGUGAAGACCAAGAGAUGUUCCGGUUGUAAAAACAUUCGUUAUUGUUCACAGAAAUGCCAGAGAGCUGACUGGAAAAAUCACAAGAGAGUUUGUUAUUGAGUUUGUGAUCGAAAAAGAAACUCGUGAAAAGACGUUCUGGGUGUAAAAACGUUCGUUAGUGCUCACAGAAAAAUCGGAGGACUGAUUGGAAAAAUCAGAGAGGAGGUUCUUGUUGCAAAACAAAUGCACAGUGUUAUAUGCAUAUAUGAAGAGACGUUUGUUAUAUAGUUUAUAGACUGCGGCAGACUGGAAAGAUUACAAACGAGUUUGUUAUUAAGCAAGGGACGCACAUUGUAUUCGGACUCAUUAAGAGCGAUAUUUGACGUCCAAUUUUGCUAUGUGGUUUUAUAUGCGAGGACAAUUUCGCAAUUACUGUAUAUACCUGUACCGUUUGCUCAAUGAUUGCAUAUAUUAUACAUACGUUUGGAUGCAACAGUAUUGGUACCAGGUAUUUUAUUUGUCUAUUGGACGCAAAUGGCAAAGGGUUCGAUCGCACACUUUUAUUUAAAUAAUUGUUGCGUUUUGUUAAGAUUGGUGUUUUAUUAGAAAUGAAAGUGGGACAUAAGUUUAUUUGAAAAAAAGUUGUAUGUUUAUAUUGUUAUAUAAUGAAAGUAAUAAAGUGAUACAUUUUGUUGGUUCAA
Paramuricea clavata is the source of this 10567-nucleotide messenger RNA. The record is from the annotation of a GenBank genome assembly. Lineage: Eukaryota; Metazoa; Cnidaria; Anthozoa; Malacalcyonacea; Plexauridae.